CUGACUGGUCCAUCAUGUGGGUGUGGGCAUUACUUCCUGUCACCAUGGCUGUGUUUGGGACUGUUGGCAUUUGGGUAGUCUAUGGCAUGGCUGUGUCCAAUAACACAGUAAAUAUAACUGAAGAAUUCCCGUAUAUCAGCACAUGUGGCUCUUACAACCCCCAAAGCUGCCUGUUUUCUCAGGUCUGCAACAUUUGCUGUGUUCUGGCUCUGUGGAUCGUCUCAAUAAGAUUUCAGCAGGUUCGGGAUUUGGGCUGUGCAUCUCAUACAAACACAUCCAGUUUGGUGCUUGGUUUCAUCUCUAGUAUUGGCAUUUCUGUUCUCGGAAACUUCCAGCAAUCAGUGGUGAAGGGGGCUCACCUGCUCGGUGCAUUCCUGGCCUUCUUCCUGGGUUUGGCUUAUUUUUGGGUCCAGGCGUGGCUUACGUACCGCGCCCAACCGUCACAUGACCGGAAUUGGGUGGGGCCAGUGCGCAUUAUCCUCUGCAGCCUGUGCACAGUCUUGGUCAUCUGCAUGGGUGCUUUCCAUAUCACAGGUUACCGUUCUGAAGCUGCUUUCUCUGAGUGGGCUCUGGUCAUGUGCUUCUUUGCACUGUUCGGGAUUUUUGCUGCUGAGUUUAGACACAUUGACUUCCACAAGCUCGCUGUGCAAAAGGAAGGAAUGAAAACAGACAAUAAUAACACCAAUAGUGUGUGGACUCUGCAGGAAAUUCACUGAAGAUGGGGCAUAUUACUUGACGGCCAGUUGUGGCUGUGGUAAUCAGAAUUUAGACAAACACACACACAAAGUGUAAUAAACUCACCAUAUAUAAGACCUAAUUCACGCUAGCGCCAUCUUUGAUGGCUAGGCUGUGAGGGAUAGAUUUACUGUCUCUUCAAUGGGCUGCACUGCAGUUUAAAGUGUUUUUGGAUCAUUCCGUGGACAAAACAUUGAAAAAUAUAUUUCUAAGAACAUUUACUCUACAGUGUACAAAGUAUACAAAGAACUCCAGACAACAUGAGUUGUAGAAAAUCAGAUUUGAUCUAGGAGCUUUUUACAACUUUAUACCAUUUGUGCCAUUCAAGAGACUUUGAGUCUAUCCCUCAGAGCCUCAUUGUCAUUCCCAUUAAAAAUCAAAGAUGGCGCUAGUGUGAAUAAGGUCUAUAACCUGCACUAAAGCACUCUUCACACACAUCAUAUAAAAACGUAAUUAUUUUAAUAUGUUCCUUGAAGUUCACUUAUAAUUUUAGUCAUAUAUUUGUAAAACUUUACACUUUACACAUAUAUGUGUAAAAAAUUUCACUCUCACUUUGACGCUCAGUUUUGGUGCUGCUUCUCUUUUAAGACUUGACAGUAAACACCCUCUGUUAUGGAUGGCUCUCUGCUUUUGACUGACCUGCUCUC
Myxocyprinus asiaticus (Chinese sucker) is the source of this 1382-nucleotide messenger RNA. RefSeq names its product transmembrane protein 150B (gene tmem150b). NCBI's taxonomy places the organism in Eukaryota, Metazoa, Chordata, Actinopteri, Cypriniformes, Catostomidae. The transcript is spliced from 6 exons. The record is from RefSeq and is a predicted model, not a curated record. Bases 15 to 716 code for a protein of 233 amino acids.